Molecule: messenger RNA, 1471 nt
Organism: Drosophila mojavensis
Lineage: Eukaryota; Metazoa; Arthropoda; Insecta; Diptera; Drosophilidae
Gene: Der-2
Product: derlin-2
Exons: 4
Coding region: 251-1030 (259 amino acids)
Biological process (GO): endoplasmic reticulum unfolded protein response
Cellular component (GO): Hrd1p ubiquitin ligase ERAD-L complex; endoplasmic reticulum membrane
Molecular function (GO): ubiquitin-specific protease binding; misfolded protein binding
Source: RefSeq, a predicted model, not a curated record
AUAACGAUAAACGAUAACAAACUUAUUUUAUAUAGCUCAAAAGCCUAGCAAAAUAAGAAGUAUAUGAAACAAUAAUAUUCAUUUUAAAUCCUACAUCUACAAGUUGUUUUUGUAACCACAUACACAUUACCACAACAAAUGUGAACGCAAGCGCUGCCAGAGCGCCGAACUACAACAUCGCACAAAAUAGCCAGCAAAUUUCAAUUUCCGUCAUCUUGAAGACUUUGCCAGCCACAAAUAGAGCUCCAGGAUGAAUGCAAUGCGACAGUUCUAUAUGGAAGUGCCCAUAGUGACAAGGGCAUAUACCACAGUCUGUGUGCUCACAACGCUGGCGGUGCAUUUGGAUCUAGUCUCGCCGCUUCAGUUGUACUUUAAUCCCACACUGAUUGUACGCAAAUUUCAAAUCUGGCGUCUGGCCACCACAUUCCUCUACUUUGGUACCAUUGGCAUCAGUUUCUUCUUCAAUAUGAUAUUCACUUAUCGCUAUUGUCGCAUGUUGGAGGACGGCUCCUUCCGCGGGCGCAGCUCUGAUUUCGUGAUGAUGUUCAUCUUUGGCGGCGUGCUGAUGACAUUCUUUGGCAUCUUCGUCAAUCUGCUGUUCCUCGGCCAGGCAUUCACGUUAAUGCUGGUCUAUGUGUGGUCCAGGCGAAAUCCUUUAGUGCCCAUGAAUUUUUUCGGUGUGCUCAACUUUCAGGCGCCGUAUCUACCUUGGGUACUGCUCUGCUGCUCCAUGAUAUUGGGCAAUACCAUUUGGGUGGAUAUCAUUGGCAUGGGCGUUGGCCACAUCUACUAUGUGCUCGAAGAUGUCUAUCCCAACCUAUCAAACGGCUUCCGACUGAUUAAGACACCGUAUUUUCUGAAAAGACUCUUCAAUGAACACAUUGAACGCAAUUACCAAGCCGCUGCCGAAGAUCGCCCUGGUGGCUUUAUGUGGGGCGGCGAGGGGCAGCCAGCGGAGCCAGCAACCCCGGCCGAGGCCAAUGAAGCACCAGAUGCACCUGAGCAGCCCGCAGCAGCGGCAGCGCAAUAACAAAAACAAGCAAGCAGCGUGUGUGGUUGUUAAAUUAUUAAGAAGAAAAAAAAGAAGACACAAAAACAAAUAGCAUUUGGACGAGACUUAAAUGUUAAGAACCCUCCGCCACCUUUCACCUGGUGCUUGGUUAGAUUAGCUACAUAUUGAGAUACAGAGAACGAAACAAGCGAGUGGCGUGCAAUAGUUAGCCAAAGUUGAAUUCAAGUAUGUGUGUGCACUAUUGUUCGAUUCGAGUUCCAUACUUAAUUGUACAAUUUAAUGCAAUUGGCCUUAAGUUUCCAUUUGAAUGAUUCAGCACAUGUGAUUAUAUAUAUGUAGGUAUAUAUAUAUAUAUAUAUAUAUAUAUAUAUAUAUAUAUAUUUAUGAAAGAAAAACACAUUAAACACGGUAACAAAUGAAAAUAAAUAAAUGUCUAAUUAGAAAUCUGUUAAACUGUCA